Osmerus eperlanus (European smelt) is the source of this 1096-nucleotide messenger RNA. RefSeq lists its product as uncharacterized. Gene Ontology annotation, molecular function: calcium-dependent protein binding; calcium ion binding. The record is from RefSeq and is a predicted model, not a curated record. The transcript has 4 exons. Lineage: Eukaryota; Metazoa; Chordata; Actinopteri; Osmeriformes; Osmeridae. The coding region runs from base 212 to 517 and encodes 101 amino acids. Gene Ontology annotation, cellular component: perinuclear region of cytoplasm.
UCGCACACGCCCUACGACAAAAAAAAGUUGUCUGAAGGAAAUCGAAUAGCGGAAGCGAGAUCAUUUUGCUGGUUUAUCAAGUCUGCGCUCUUAAGGGAGAGGAGAAAUCUACUACGAAAGCUGAUAUUGUGCACACUAGUGACUUUUUAUUAUUAACUAAGGCAGAGACUACCCAGGAGAAGACCACGUGUUCCAGUUCAGUGAAGAGAUCAUGGCAGCUGAAAAUAAACCCACAGAAAUGGAGUCAGCCAUCAGGACCGUGGUGGGCACGUUCGCUAAGUCCACCGGGGGAAAGGCCACCCUGGGGGGCAAAGCCUUCGAUGGCCUGGUGAAGAAACAGCUGGGCCAGAUAUUAGCUGGUACAAAUAGUUCCUCUGCUUUGAAGGAAAUGCGAAUGGGAUUGGACGAAAACAGUGACGGGAAGGUCAGCUUCAAGGAAUACCUCACUCUGAUUGGCUACCUGGCCCAAACCUUAAGCCAGCAAAGGAUGGGAGACAAUGCCAACGUGGCUUCCUAGACCGUCUUGGGGAUCCAUCACUGUGGAGUCAGACAGCCCUCCUGCUGUGCAUGUCAGUCUCUGCCUAACUAACCAAUGCUCAGUACACUACACAUAAUAUUCAUAUACUUCCUGUAAAACACAUACACUACACAUAAUAUUCAUACACUUCCUGUAAAACACAUACACUACACAUAAUAUUCAUAUACUUCCUGUAAAACACAUACACUACACAUAAUAUUCAUACACUUCCUGUAAAACACAUACACUACACAUAAUAUUCAUACACUUCCUGUAAAACACAUACACUACACAGAAUAUUCAUACACUUCCUGUAAAACACAUACACUACACAUAAUAUUCAUACACUUCCUGUAAAACACAUACACUACACAUAAUAUUCAUAUACUUCCUGUAAAACACAUGUAUUACACAAACAUGCCAUCUUUGGAGAGCCAUUGUGUUCUGAUCCCUGUGCAGGUGUGUUCUGGGUCAUCCAUGACACACUAAUGUCUACACUAAGAAGCACAAUACAACCAGUAUGCAGACCAGUCACUGUUCAAAAACAUUGAACAAUAAAGUUUUUAUAUACAAAACGGA